This is a messenger RNA of Misgurnus anguillicaudatus (oriental weatherfish), 2518 nucleotides long. It is a transcript of the gene kcnj9, whose product is annotated as potassium inwardly rectifying channel subfamily J member 9. Gene Ontology annotation, cellular component: plasma membrane. NCBI's taxonomy places the organism in Eukaryota, Metazoa, Chordata, Actinopteri, Cypriniformes, Cobitidae. Gene Ontology annotation, molecular function: G-protein activated inward rectifier potassium channel activity. The record is from RefSeq and is a predicted model, not a curated record. Gene Ontology annotation, biological process: potassium ion import across plasma membrane; regulation of monoatomic ion transmembrane transport.
CUCUCAAAAACACCUGCGUAGAGCCGGUGACGCGUCACGCGGAAGCCGUUAAGCUUUCCAAUCUCUCAUCAUUCGCCGCACUCAGAUCUCCUCCAUUUUAAUCUCUCGACAGAGGAAAAGGGAUUCAGUUCCCAUCGUCUGCAUUAUUAAUAUUUCACCAGCGCUUUUCCUCGGUGUGGUGGUGUAAGACACGCAGACUGCGUGGAUUGGCUGCGCGUCUCUUUUGUUUCCUGGAGGCGAGAUGAUGCUGAAGCUGCGUCGCUCGUGCCACCCGCUGUAGAGCAACAUUAUCAUCAUCAUCAUCAUCAUGACUGUUAUCCACGAGCCCAACAUGAACAAUUUGGAGUAACAAAAUCGGAUGGCUGUCAAAAUCAAGUGUUCCGGAUUAUACUGAAGUUAACGGGUUUAAGAGAUCCUCAGCGGCGGAAAGCAGACAAAGGCACAAAUGAAAUUCUCUGAAGACGACUAAGAAUCUGGGAGACAUUGUUAACACACACAGUCACACUUACACGGCUACACACACAUUUAUACACACAGAUGGCACUCGACAACACCGGCUUCUCCUCAUGCCCUGAAUCCCUGUCUCUCCCGGUCCCAGAGAAAGGGGAGGAGCCUGUGGAGGAGGCUCCAAAGGAUGCUCCACCCACCAGUGUACAGAACGCAUCCGAAGAGCUGGGCCAUGUGGUAACCACCGAGAUAGCUCCGCCCCCGCAGCCGGCAUCCAAUAACAGCAUGUCCUUCCAGGACAAGAUGGCUGCAAGGGAGGCACAAGCCAAUCAGCCCAGGAAGAAAGUCCAGGGGGCGGGGCAAGAGAGGGGCAGGUUCGGCUGGGCACGCAGCAAGCGUAAGAGGCAGCGCUAUGUGGAGAAGAACGGUCGCUGUAAUGUACAACAUGGUAACAUGCGGAAAACGUACCGUUACCUGACCGAUAUCUUCACAACGCUGGUGGAUCUGAACUGGCGUUGCUCUCUUCUAGUCUUUGUCAUGGCGUACGCAGGGACCUGGCUCUUCUUUGGAGCAAUAUGGUACCUCAUUGCAUACUGCAGGGGUGAUCUGGAUCAUUUAGAGGAUGAAUCGUGGACGCCGUGUGUGAAUAAUGUUAAUGGAUUCAUCUCAGCGUUUCUUUUCUCCAUUGAGACGGAGACGACCAUUGGCUACGGUCACCGUGUCAUUACCGAUCAGUGUCCCGUUGGCACAAUGUUACUCUUGCUGCAGGCUAUACUGGGAUCGAUGGUCAAUGCUUUUAUGGUUGGAUGUAUGUUUGUGAAGAUUUCUCAGCCAAACAAGCGUGCCGAGACGCUGGUGUUUUCUCGUAAUGCUGUCAUCUCGCAGAGGGACGACAAGCUUUGUCUGAUGUUCAGAGUCGGAGACUUGAGAUCUUCCCACAUCGUGGGCGCCAACAUGAGAGCCAAACUUAUCAAAUCCAAACAGACGCAAGAGGGUGAGUUUAUUCCUCUGGAUCAGACAGACAUCAGUGUGGGUUUCGAGACGGGAGAUGAUCGUCUGUUCCUGGUAUCUCCGCUCGUGAUCUCUCACGAGAUCGAUGCUCGCUCUCCGUUCUGGGACAUGUCGCAAUCCCAGCUGGAGAAAGAGGACUUUGAGAUCGUCGUCAUCCUGGAAGGGAUGGUGGAGGCCACAGGAAUGACCUGUCAGGCGCGGAGCUCCUACCUGGGUGAAGAAGUCUUAUGGGGUCACAGGUUCAGCCCCAUGAUGUCACUGGCCGAGGGAUUUUUUGACGUGGACUACGGCGCCUUUCACCAUACCUUUGAGGUGGACACGCCCUCCUGUUCUGCGAGAGAGCUGGCAUUGGCCGCUGCUCGUUUGGACGCUCACCUCUACUGGUCGAUUUCCAGUCGUCUUGAUGAAGAGAAAUGGGAGGGGCCUAAUCUGAGUGUGCAAACGGGGAAGUCCAAUGAUUCUGAAUCUGUAAGGGAGGGGGAUGGGCCAACACUAAUUGUGGGUGGAGUUACGAAUACACAGGACCAAUCAGUUGUUGGGGAGCAGAACGGCAGUGUCACGACUGACCAAUCAGAGUCUGAGGCUUGAAAGGCUACAAGAAUGUAAAAUAAGGUACGCAAAGUGGUCGUGUAAAUAUAACUUCAAUUGGAUUGUUCGAGGAUCCAAUUUAUAUUCUUUUAAGGUUUUAAAUGUAUAGUUGCUAAUGCCUAGCAUAGUAUACUUUCCCCAAAGGGGAAAUACUAGCGUCUCCUUGCUGUGUUUUCAGUCGAUUUUAAACGUGUGAUGUUUCAGACGACACUGCCUUCGAAUGCACACAUUAGCUCUGUUACAAACUCUAGUGAGCUGCAUUGCUGUCUACAUACCGUAGUAAGCUACCUUCUGAGGGAUCGUCCUAGCUGAAACGAAACCUCGUAAGGGACCGAUUUGAAAUGCUUAACACAGCACAAAGAGCGCUUUUCACAGGUAGCCACAUUCAAAUAGAGAUAUAUUAGCUGUAAUUCAAUUUAAUAAAUACUUUUUAGUAAUGAAUAAUAAAAUAUGGUAUAUUACCUUAAUGAUA